GCCAGGAGGCGGCGGCGGCGGCGGCUUGGGACUGACCGCGGCCGCUUGGGACGGCGUCCCACGAGGCGCCCUCGGAGCCGCCCGCAGUAGCAGUAGCGGGAGCCCAGCUGAAGCAGCGGCGGCGCCGGCCGGUUGGCCGCCCUCGAGGUCCCACCGACUCCCGGGGCACUGGCAGCUGACAGCAUCAAAGCCGAAAUCUCCUGCUGGCACCAUGGCAAGUGAAGACGUCACUGACGCCCAGGCCCUCCUGGACCUCAACUUCCAGUCUCUAGCUUCAAAGCACAUGGACCUGAAGCAGGUGGAACUAGACACUGCGGCCGCAAAGGUGGACGAGCUCUCCAAGCAGCUGGAAUCGCUCUGGUCAGGCAGCCCCAGGCAGUCCAGCUUGCCGCAGAAGGGGGAGAAGCACAGCACCGGCUCUUGGCCCUCUCAAGACUCCCCGGUCCGGACAGUCCCCAUCGUCGUCUCCCCGCUCCAUCCGUCCGCUUGGAAGAGCGCUUCCCUGGACUCUGCCGACAACUACUCUUCCUCCUACUCCUUCAGCGAGAACUCAGCCAGUUUCUCCUCUGGGGGGGCUUCAUACGGCUCCUCGCCCACACAGCUCCUCCCAAGCAAGUCCACGCUGGGCCGCCCCACCUCUCCACGGCCUUCCAUCUUCCUUCAGUCGGAUCUGGACCGAGCCCCCUCCCCUCGGCCUAAGGUGCUGCCUGUCCCUUACGAGUCAAUGGGCCAUGCUUCCUCCCCACGCUUCCUCCGAUCAGCUGGCUCCUUGGAGCGCCAGUAUGAUUACAAGCCCUACACCGGGACGGCAGGCCGAGGGGGCUCACCACGGCUGCCAACAGAGGGCUCCGGGUCUCAGAUGUUUUUCCCGGACCGAGUGCCAUCUCCGCGGCCACCUCUGCCACCACCGUACGAGAACCACAGCAUGUACCCUUCAAUGCCGAGCUCCUUCCCACCCUUCCGGACUCAAGACGAUUCGGUGAUUCGUCGGAGAACACAGAAAGGGUGGAAUGAAUCUGAUCUGGACGUAGUGUAUGAGAAAAAGCCAUCCCACCUGGGCAGCUAUGAACGAGGAGAUCCUCACAUGGGGCUCCGCCAGAGCGCACCAGGGCUGCCACUGGCCCCUUGGAGGGAGUCAAGUUUAGACGGGGGCACAGGGCAAGCCAAGGAGGAGCAUUAUGGGAUGCACAGUUCCACCUUGCCCCGAAACUACAAGGUUUCUCCAUUGGCCAGUGAGCGCCGCUCAGAGAGCUCCUUCCGCCGCUCCCUUCCUGCUAACCAGACAGGCACCCUGCCCCGGAACUGGCAGUUUGCCCAGCAGCCCAUCUCUCGUAUCCCCAUGCCGCCCCCCACCCCCCAGGGCAGCCGCCCCAAACGCCACAAGCCCCUUCCCUUGUCCAUGAUCUUCAGGCUGCAGAACGCCUUCUGGGAGUACGGGGCAUCUGGCACGAAGUUCCCCCUGGCACAGGGGCCUCCGGGAUCUCCGCUUUUCCUCCGUUCCCUGCAAAAGCAGAUGCCGCAGCAACCCCUCACGCCCACCCAGCACCUUCUAAGGAGUGAAGGAAAUGGCAGAGUCAUGCCCUCAGAUGUGCCAGCUGAACCUGUCCGUGUGGUGCCAAUCACCCUGUUGACAAGCGAGCCGGAGCCAGAACUGGAAAACCUGCUGCCGGGCAGCGAGCCUGCCGAGGUGGACGAGGUCGCUCGGCCUCUGAGCCCCACCCGCCUUCAGCCAGUCCUUCCACCGGAAGCCCAAAAAGUGCCCGAGUUCGAGGAGGUGGCACGAGUCCUAGCAGAGAUGCCCCGACCUCUGAAGCGGCGUGGUUCCAUGGAGCAGUGCCCGAGCGCAGCACUGCCCCCCACCCACAAGAAGCAGUACCAGCAGAUCAUCAACCGUCUCUUCCAUCGCCAGGAGGAGGCUGUGCCGGCGGGGGAAGCUGCUACGCAGGCAGAUCUGGUGCCCAUCAGCGAAGCCUCCGAGCAGAAGGUGCCCAGCACUUCCCUGGCGGCGGCACCUGCUCCAGCACCCCAGAGCCCCCUGACUGGCCCACCGGCACCUUCUGCUCCAGACACGCCUGAGAGCCCAGCCACAGUCUCCCCGCUGCCCAGCCCCGAGAAACGCUCGGCCUUGCGCAAGGCCUCCUCCCCGCGGAAGCGGCUGAAGCAGAGAGCCCGCCUGAACCCGCUGGUUCUCCUUCUGGACGCGGCUCUGACGGGGGAGCUGGACGUGGUGAAGGAGGCUGUGGCACAGCUGAAUGACCCAAGCCAGCCAAACGACGAGGGGAUUACAGCACUCCACAAUGCCAUCUGCGGCGCCAACUACAACAUCGUGGACUUCCUCAUCAACAUCGGUGCCAACGUCAACUCCCCUGACAGCCACGGGUGGACGCCGCUGCACUGUGCCGCCUCCUGUAACGACACGGCCAUCUGCAUCGCCCUGGUCAAGCACGGCGCGGCCAUCUUUGCCACCACCUGCAGUGACGGGAGCACGGCCAUCGAGAAGUGUGACCCCUACCGGGAGGGCUACAAUGAGUGCUUCAGCUAUCUAGCAGAUGUGGAGCAAAACAUGGGGCUGAUGAACAACGGGGUGGUGUACGCACUCUGGGACUAUGUUGGCGAGUUCAGCGACGAGCUGUCGUUCCGCGAAGGUGAACCUGUCACUGUGCUGCGCCGUGACGGCCAGGAAGAGAUGGACUGGUGGUGGGCAUCUCUCUACGGCCAAGAGGGCUACGUCCCCAAAAACUACUUUGGGCUCUUCCCCAGGGUGAGGCCCCAGCAGAAGAAAGCCUAAAGUUUCCAAGACUGGUGCUCCGUCACUGCCACCCUAGAGGAGCUUGGGGGGGACACGCCUGGGCAGGAAACUGGGGUACCAGCUGGUGGUUUCUGCCACAUUGCCUGCUUGCCCAGGGGGCUCUGGGUGGACAUGGCGGCCUUGGGGACGGUGCAGUUCUGCAGAGAGGCAAGAGCGCCCUGGAAGCUUUCAAGCUGGCCCUGUGGUCUGUUCCCUGGCUCUGCUGUAAGAAGAAGAGCUGAAUAACUGGGAGGGGCGGGGUGGGGCCAGCACAAGUCAGCCAGGUCCCAGGCAAACGCCCCCAAAGCCUGCUGGCUCCCACCCUGCAGUACGAACACAUCCUCACAAUACUGUUGACCUUAUUCCACCUAUAAACAUGUGACUUCUACAGGGAUGAACUGACUGAAGGGUGCCUGGCAUACUCCGUACGCAGAAUCCAUGCCCCCUUCCCAGGCAUACUUUGACCCGUACUGCUUUCGCUCGCUCCCCAUUUCCCCCCUUAGUUCCUGACAUGGUCCCUCUCCAGCCCAUAGACUCUCCUCGGCUCUUCGGGCGGGCGUACUCGGCAGUAAGGGCUCCCUUGGUUAUCUCGUGCGGAGGUCUCCCAGCUUCCUCAGCCUACAGCGUCAGUCCGCAAGCGGUCUCCUAAUGCAGGCCACCUCUGCUGUCUGCCUCUCUCGGAAACCUGGACUGCCGCCAGAGGCACCUUCUCCCACAGCCAGAGGGCUGCUUGCAGGGAGAAGAGGUGUCGCCCCUGUCGAUGUGAAGUUGCAGGAGGCGAGUUGGGGGGUGGGGGGGUGCCAUUUUCCUUGGCCGAUGCAGGAGGCUUGAGGAGAGCAGGGGGGCAGCCCUGUUUCCCACUGCCUGUAAGGGGAUUGUCAAACCAGGAAGGUGUGCGGGAGCCUUCUGGGUCCUUUUGCCUCUUUGCCUCCAGCUCUGCUGUUAUAAGUGGGGCCCCUGAUGGGACUCGCUCCCCUCGUUCUUUGCAGAGCCCAUGUGCCGCUGGCUGACCGGUGUAUUGCAGAGAGGGAUCCGUGGGCUCUGGCGUGAAUGGGAGGCCUGCGCUGCUUGUCGGUUCUCCCUCCUUGAACCCAAACCACCUUAGAGGCCUCCCUGUCCUGUCGCAGAGCACUUCUGCUGUCCUGUGUGGAAAGGUGGCCACACUUGCUUUCAGGAGCAAUGCCUGACUUGUGUGCUCUUUGCAGGCAGUGAGAGGGUCACUGCCUAGACGGGGGAGCCACAGCGUGUGCCUGGGCAACUCAGAGAUGAUUUGUGGGCACAGGCUUCUAACCUAGCAGGCCCCCCUGAACAGAGGCGGGGAUAAUUUUUGAGUUGGGUUAUUUUAAAAAUAAAAUAGGGUUAUUUUUUAAAAAAAAGAUUGGAAGAUUGUUUGUAUAUGACUUCUGUGAUGCUGAUAGCUGCCCCAAAAUGCAACUCUGCAAGGAAUAGUUGUGAGUGUUGUGGGGCUGAGCUGAGUCAUUCGGUUUGUAUCUGUAACACUAGAUAGGGACUGCAACAGAACACUUGCUAUUAAAAGCUGGACUGAUG
Molecule: messenger RNA, 4336 nt
Organism: Eublepharis macularius
Lineage: Eukaryota; Metazoa; Chordata; Lepidosauria; Squamata; Eublepharidae
Gene: PPP1R13L
Product: protein phosphatase 1 regulatory subunit 13 like
Exons: 13
Coding region: 212-2788 (858 amino acids)
Biological process (GO): positive regulation of cell differentiation; regulation of transcription by RNA polymerase II
Molecular function (GO): transcription factor binding
Source: RefSeq, a predicted model, not a curated record